CAGCAGCUCCAAGGGUUGAAGGGUUGUCACCGCCUCUGUAGCCAUGGCCAACAUCAACAGUGAACUGAGAAACGGCGACUGCGAGGCGGCACGACAGACCAGUGACAUCACCAUCAGUGCAAACAUAAACUGCAACCAUGGCCUGCAGAGGAAGCACCUGCUGUGGCAGACAGCGGUCAGGAACAUCAUCGACCAACAUAACCUGUACUCCCUGAGGCUUGCCGGAGGACUGGAGAGGGGUCGACACCACAUCAUAGUCACAGACGCCUACAUCGCAGACAUCAACAGACAGAUUCAGAACAAGUCUUCUCGUGGAACGUUUUGGCAGAAGCGUCGCUCUUCUGUGGCGCGCAUCCAACCAAUAACACAGAGGAUCUCUGUAGAAAAUCAAGCCAAGCAACGGCUGCUUACUGACCCUGACUUUUUUGUGUCGUAUGGAUCAACAGUCCGAGGCGUCUUCAUUCCCACUCUGAAGCUAACAUUCAAGUCUGAGGAGUUCGAGCAGCUCUACCAGCAGUUUUCCUCAGCUCAGAGAAGAACCUCGCUGGUUGUCACCAACCUCAUCGACAUCCUAACCCGACUCUUCGUCUCUCUACUAACAAGGCCGACUGGCUGGGGGAGCAUGGCCUGUGACUGGCUGACGGUCUUGACGGUUAUCCUGUGGAUGGGAAUUUUCCUGAUGUCGUUGGCUAAGAAAGAGGUGAUGAUGUCACCAUGGGGGCUCAGGUUCCUGUCGGUGGUUAGCUGGGCAUCUCAGACCAUCCAGGUGUUGGUUGGUGUUUUCACCUGGACUGAAACAAAUCACACCUGGUAUGUCUUUUUCACACUUUUCUCCACCUAUACCCUGCUGCCCCUCCCCUUACUUUGGUCCAUUGUUGCUGGGGCAACUACUUCAACCCUGCAUCUCAUAGUGGACGUCAGCAGAAACUACAGCGACGAGAUUUUCAUGAGAAAGGUGAUGUCGAAGGCCUUGCUGUACUUGUCUGUGAACAUGGCAGGUGUGUUCAUCAACUAUCUAUCUGAUCGGACUCAGCGGCAGAGCUUCCUGGAAACCCGGCGCUGCAUCGAAGGACGUGUACGACUGGAGAGGGAAAACUACAGACAGGAGCGGCUGGUGAUGUCCAUCCUUCCCCGCUUCCUGGUUCUGGAGAUGAUCUCUGACAUGACAACCGCAGAUGACUAUCUGUUGCCUCAUCAGUUUCAUAAGAUUUACAUCCAUCACUAUAAAAAUGUCAGCAUCCUAUUCGCAGACAUCAUUGGUUUCACAUCUCUAUCUUUGAUCCUCUCGGCGCAGGAACUCGUUAAAACUCUAAAUGAGCUUUUUGGGCGCUUCGACAAGCUGGCUGAGAAGCACCAGUGUUUACGGAUUAAGAUUCUGGGGGACUGUUAUUACUGCGUCUCUGGAGUUCCAGAGCCACAGAGGGGACACGCCCGCUGCUGUGUAGAGAUGGGUCUCAGCAUGAUCAGCACCAUUCGAUAUGUUCGCCGGGAGCUGCAGCAGGAGGUAGACAUGCGGAUAGGAGUCCACUCGGGUUCUGUACUCUGCGGCGUGUUGGGCCUUCAGAAGUGGCAGUUUGACAUCUGGAGCUGGGAUGUUGACGUUGCCAACUGUCUAGAGGCUGCAGGAGUGCCAGGGCAGGUUCAUAUCUCACAGGCCACUCUGGACUGUCUGGAUGGGAUCUAUGAGACAAAGCGAGGACAUGGCCAGGACCGAAGCGAGUUCUUACGAAAACACAACAUAGACACGUAUCUGAUCCGCCCAGCGUCACGGGAGGAAGCCCAACCACCGAAGGCGAGGCGUCCAAGCUACGAUGAAAUGACCACGUGGAGCGCAGAGCUACCAUUUGGAGAUAUCCUGGGCAUGAAUUUUAUAUUGGCCACUUUUACCAAUGGCUCUCUUAAUCAGCUGCCCAAUCACAUUGCAGCUCAGCGCUCGGGAUCUCGGGAAGUCAACAAAAGAAUUCGUCAGGCAAUGGAAGUUCGAAGCAGCGAGCUAAUGAGGAAGGAGCACAUCACCACCUUCACCCAAGUGUUCAAGGACUCUCAAAUGGAAGGAAAGUACUCUCAGAUCAGAGAUGAACUCUUCAAGACCAACAUGGUUUGUUCCUUCAUCCUGCUCAUCCUACUGAUGGCUGUCCAGGUUCUGAUCCCUGCCCCCAGGUUGUGUCCAAUGGUGGUUCAGUUAAUCCUGGGUGGCUGUGCUUACUCCCUGCUCCUUCUGCUGACUCUGGGAGAGGAGUUUAAACGUUGCCCUGCCAGGGUGCAGUCGCUCUGCUGCUGGGUUCAUGAAACCAAAGAUGCCCGAACGCUGCUCACGCUCACCGCCAUAACAGUAAACUCUGUGGUCGUCACUAUGGACAUUCUGUGGUGUGAUUCAUCAAACUCUGGUGGUGGCGAGUCCCUGCUGGCUCCACCCACCUCCACCUGGCCUGACAUUGACAUCUGCACCCACCCAGAGUACAUGGUGGUGAGCUGCGUGGUUGCCAUGGUUACCUGCGCGGUCUUCCUUCGGCUGAGCUGCGUGUUGCAGCUGGCGUUCCUGCUGCUGGCUGCCAUCUCGUACACCUACAUCAUCGAGAUGCACAGCUCUCAUCACCUGUGCAGGAGGGGCGCCUGUCUGUUUCUCAUGGUGAUGUUUGUCGUGGCCGUCCUCUACAACAGCAGACAGCUGGAGGCGACGGCACGGCUGGACUUCCUGUGGCGCCUGCAGGCGAGGAAGGAAGUAGAGGACAUGAAGGAGCAGAGGGAGCACAACGAGUGUCUGCUGCUCAACAUACUGCCGACUCAUGUGGCGCAGCACUUCUUGGAGAGAGACCUAAACAACGAGGAGUUGUACUCUCAGUCAUACGAGCGUGUUGGCGUUCUGUUCGCAUCUCUGCCGGGAUUUUCGGACUUCUAUGAGCAAAAAGAACUCGCCCACCAGCACGUCGAGUGUCUCCGCCUCCUCAACCAGAUCAUCAGCGACUUUGACGAGCUUCUGGAGGAAUGUUACUUCCAGGAAGUGGAGAAAAUAAAAACCAUUGGCAGCUCCUACAUGGCAGCUUCAGGCCUCUCACCUGACCGACAGGAGUGUGAGGACAGCUGGAAUCACCUAAGUGAGCUGGUGCUGUUCGCUCUAGCUAUGCAGGAAAGCUUGAAGCACAUCAACAUUCAGACUGGAAAUCAGUUCCAACUCAGAAUCGGUGUUGCCCACGGCCCAGUGAUCGCAGGUGUGAUUGGCGCCACUAAACCUCAGUACGAUAUCUGGGGCGUGUCUGUGAACAUGGCGUCCCGGAUGGAGAGCACUGGGAUCGACGGAAGGAUCCAGGUCCCAGAAUCCACCAGUUGUAUUCUAGUGGAGCGAGGCUUCCUACGGCAGCUCAGAGGGGACGUUUAUCUCAAAGGGAUCAGUGAACGCCACGGCAAAGUCCGUACUUACUUGAUAAGCAGUCGAGAUGAGCGGUCCAGCUUCGUGGAGCGCGGCGGUGGGCGGGGCUUCAGUCUGAACAGGAACACUCUGGGGGCAGUGGUCUACAGUUUGGUCCAGGCCAAGAAGAGGGAGAAGCAGAGGGAGGAGAACGGAGGUUUCCACCUGGUGGAGGCCACCUAGAAGGAGGAGAAGAGCCGGGUUAGGAGCCAAAGAUCUGAAACACUAUAUCACAGACUGCAGCACAGUUAGAAGGAAGAGGAAACAGACAUUUCAAAAUAAAGUCAAUAAGGUCAUUUUCAUCUUUAAAUG
Molecule: messenger RNA, 3718 nt
Organism: Nematolebias whitei (Rio pearlfish)
Lineage: Eukaryota; Metazoa; Chordata; Actinopteri; Cyprinodontiformes; Rivulidae
Product: adenylate cyclase type 8
Exons: 23
Coding region: 44-3589 (1181 amino acids)
Biological process (GO): cAMP biosynthetic process; intracellular signal transduction; adenylate cyclase-activating G protein-coupled receptor signaling pathway
Cellular component (GO): plasma membrane
Molecular function (GO): adenylate cyclase activity
Source: RefSeq, a predicted model, not a curated record